Messenger RNA from Paramecium octaurelia, 592 nucleotides. Lineage: Eukaryota; Ciliophora; Oligohymenophorea; Peniculida; Parameciidae. The record is from the annotation of a GenBank genome assembly.
AUGUGUAAUGAGAGAUGUGAAACUAGUUUAAAGAUCUACCUUAAUUUUAUGGUAUGUAUAGAAUAGAAAAAUUUUGAUCAAUUACGCCUUAAUGUAUGCAGACUAAUUUAUUUAGCUAUUUGACAAAGUAUUUUCAAUUGAAUAACUUACAUAAUAUUAUGAUGAUAUCAAAAAAAAUUAAAAGAACACUCUUAUCUAGCCGAAGCCAUCAGUUAUUGACCCUUUAAAAAAAAUAGAUAGGGAACUAAAUAAUGAACAACCCAGCUUUGAAAUAAAGAUUCCAUAAAUAACUAAUAAUCAUCGCAUAUUUAAUGGAUACUAAAAGGAAGACUAAAAUUACUUAUCGGAGAGAAGCAGAAUGAUCCUAGGAAGGGAAGAUCAAGUAAUUUCAGAGUUAUAUUAAUCAGAUAUUAUAAUUCCUCCUUAUAUUGGUUUAUUAGAAGAUAGCAUCAAAGCCGAAUCUGUAGUAAAUAGCAUCAGGAAUAUUUCAAUUAAUAGUUAAUAGCCUCUAUUUCAAAAGGAAUACAAAUUACCUACAACUAUUUAAUUUUUUCCUUAUAUACCUAAGGAUGGAUUUAGAUGCUUUGAAUGA